Hydra vulgaris (swiftwater hydra) is the source of this 826-nucleotide messenger RNA. RefSeq lists its product as uncharacterized. The record is from RefSeq and is a predicted model, not a curated record. NCBI's taxonomy places the organism in Eukaryota, Metazoa, Cnidaria, Hydrozoa, Anthoathecata, Hydridae.
UAUCAUUGCUAACAACUUAUCAUUGAUUCUAUUAUUUAAAGUUGAAUGCUUUAAAAAAACAACAAAACUUGUUACAUCUAAAUAUCUAUUCACUUAGGUUUUUUUGUAUAGAUUUAAAUCGUUAAGAAGAAAAAGCGAUAAAAUGCUUAUUGAAAUGCAAAGCUCAAUUAUUUUCCUGAUAAUUAUCAUUUUACCUGGAGUUUUGGGAGGUGAGGAAAAACCUGCUCACGCACAAGCAUUAUGUGGAAAUCAAUUUUUGUUGAGAUGGAAAGUACUAUGUCAAAUUGAAAGUCAAAAAAAAGCAAAUAAUUUACACAUUGAGCUUAAAAGUAUGAUGAAGGAGCAAAAGCACUUUCUUCUAAAGGCAAAUACAGCUAAAAAGUUUUUGAAUCCGUUGAAAAGAAAACGAAGAAGUAUUUUUAGUGGUAAACUAGACAACGCCGAUGAAGAAUGUUGCAAAGAAAAAUGUGUUACUCUAGAAAUAUUGGAGUAUCCAUGUUGACUGACUCAAUUGUAAUUGAGAUGAGCAAUCUCUGGAUGUCAUUUAAUGUCAUGAUGAUGUCACACAUCAAACUAUUCUUAUAUAGUUCAACUGCUUAAGAGUUUGAUGAAUUUCAGUAUUUAUAAACAUAUGUCUUAUAGAUAAAGACUAAAGCCGUAUUUUUUGUAUCUACACGUGGAACAGUUUCAAUGACUAUUAUUAUUUAUAUUAAAUAAAGGUCAUAGAUGGAAAUCUUCAACAUUUGAAGGAACUUCAGUUUAGUAUUUUAAAAAGGCGUUUUUUGUAUGGAAAUAUGUAUUUAAAAAACGUUUUCAUUUUAUAAAA